Molecule: messenger RNA, 210 nt
Organism: Acanthoscelides obtectus
Lineage: Eukaryota; Metazoa; Arthropoda; Insecta; Coleoptera; Chrysomelidae
Source: the annotation of a GenBank genome assembly
CCAACAUCGAGUGCAGCACCUCCCGCAAUUACGGUAGAGGCUGUGCUGUCGAAGAGGAGUGGACUAGAAAAUCCAUCUUCAUGGAAGAUAUACAAAUCCUUUGGAGCCUGAUCAUCCAUGACGAUGACUGGGGAGCGACGGAAUGGAAAGACGACUAUAGAUGGGGAGCCCGCAUCCAAGCAUCCAUGUAAUGCAACCGCUUUACGCAGC